AGUUUCGCAAGCCAAUUCCUCGCCGCCGCUCCCUUCAUCCUACUCACAAUGGCCCCGAAAUUGGACCCCAACGAAAUCAAAAUCAUCUACCUGCGGGCGACAGGAGGUGAAGUCGGUGCAUCCUCCGCACUUGCCCCCAAGAUCGGUCCUCUUGGUCUCUCCCCCAAGAAGGUCGGAGAAGAUAUCGCCAAGGCCACUGGUGCAUGGAAGGGCCUGAGGGUCACCGUGCAGCUCACGAUCCAGAACCGUCAGGCUAAGGUUGACGUUGUACCCUCUGCCUCCUCUCUGGUCAUCAAGGCUCUCAAGGAGCCCCCACGCGAUCGCAAGAAGGAGAAGAACAUCAAGCACUCCGGCAACAUCACAUUCGACGAGAUCGUCGAGAUUGCACGCACAAUGCGGUCAAAAUCGCUGGCGAAGACGCUGGCGAAUGGCGCGAAGGAGAUUCUGGGCACGGCACAGUCCGUCGGCUGCACCAUUGAUGGCCGACCGCCACACGACGUCAUUGAAGCCAUCGACGCCGGGGAGAUCGAGGUGCCAGAGGAGUAGACUGUGUCGUGGCAUGUAUUCUCAUAUUGUUAUGCCGCUUCUCUUGUCAUCAUCUUCAGCGUGAUUUCUGCAUAUCCCACGAGUCCCGGUCGACAUGUAUUGCUAUCCGAGCCAUCAUUUUGCAAGGUCCUAUCGUGCAUGCUGUUCAUGU
This is a messenger RNA of Postia placenta MAD-698-R-SB12, 697 nucleotides long. RefSeq lists its product as hypothetical. The coding region runs from base 49 to 546 and encodes 165 amino acids. Gene Ontology annotation, biological process: translation. Gene Ontology annotation, cellular component: cytosolic large ribosomal subunit; ribosome. The record is from RefSeq and is a predicted model, not a curated record. NCBI's taxonomy places the organism in Eukaryota, Fungi, Basidiomycota, Agaricomycetes, Polyporales, Adustoporiaceae. The transcript has 4 exons. Gene Ontology annotation, molecular function: large ribosomal subunit rRNA binding; structural constituent of ribosome.